GUGGAUUGCCGUUGCGUUUCGGCUCAGAAGUUAGGAAACACUCAGUGCCGGUCGACAAGUGCUCGAGAUAGGAUGGGUGACACUGCGGCUCGCAGUAUUCUCGAUCACCGAGGCUGUGUUGAUCUUGAAACGAUUUUGGUGAAAUUUGGAGCCCCAAUCUCAGAAGAAAGAGCUUGGGCUAUUUGUUACUCAGCAGUGAAGUGUUAUUUAGAAUUAGAUAGCCAAGAUAAAUCCCAAAGUGCAAUAGUAACAAGUUUACAAGAUUUAAUACUACAUAAAGAUGGAUUUGUUCACCGGGAUACAUUUCUGGCGCCUGCUGGCUCCAUUGCUCUGGACGGUGCAACGUGUACAGUCAAACGUCGCGAGCGCCAGGCCCCUGAGAGUAAGCUGGUGGCGGAGCUGGGCUGGGUGCUGUACAGUGCGCUGGACUACGGACUUGGUCAUGCCGAGGAGCGAGAUCUCAGCCCUCCCCUCCACUCCCUCGUCGAACAGAUGAUCUCUGCAGACAACGAGCCCGAAGCGGAUGACGAGGGUAUCGAGCGAGACCUCGGGCGCACCUUUACCCUCACCGACAUCGUCCACGAAUGCGAGAAGAGAUUGCUGCCGCAGUUCAGCUCGUCGUCCAUUAGCGGCGCCGCAUCCAAAAAGUUCUCAUCCACGUCCCCAUCCUCCGUCCCCACACAGUCUUCAUCCAAGACGUCCCCUACCAGAACCUCCGCUUCACCCACUGAUAAAAGAGAGUGCGUGCCGAGCGACCACUACCGCGCGGUGAUGCGGGCGUUCGUGACGGAGGCGCAAGACCUGCAGUUGUUCCUGGCGACCGUGGCGGAGGGCAGCAGCUACCUCAGCCUCACCAGCGACCUGCUCUCCUCACAGCACGACCUGGACCAGCUGCAGCACCAUGACUGGGCUGUGCUGUGGAAGCAAGUGAUGUUGCAGUUGCGGGAAGGCGUCAAACUCAAGAAAGUUAACUACUCUAAGACGCCUCUGGAAUACACUCUUACGCCAUACGAGAUGCUCAUGGAAGAUAUACGGUCGAGGAGAUAUACCCUCAACAAGGUGAUGGUCAACGGCGACAUGCCUCAGCGCGUCAAGAAAGAUGCUCACUCCAUCAUCCUGGACUUUAUUCGCUCGCGCCCGCCCUUAAAGAAGGCGUCGGAGCGACGACUGGCUCCGAGGAGCCGCCAGUCCACUCCCAUGGAGACUUUAAUGCAGAGCAUCAGACAAGAACACAGCUUACGCCACGUCCAGACCCCUGCCAGACCCCAGAGUGUUGUGUUGGGACGCGUGACGUCGGAAGGAGCGCCGUCUCUCCCCAAGCGCAAACUCAUUUCCUUCCCCAGCAUCACCAUAGACGCCGAGGAUGAUGACGACGACGACCUGAGCGAUAUUGCCCCCGCAAGCCCCCCUCAGUCGUCCCUUUUUCUGGGGGGCUCCGCGCCCCCCACCAUGCAGCGGGGGACAAGUCAAUGUAACCCCCUUGCCCCCUCCUCUGCUGCCCCCACGCCCAGCCAGUCUAAUGCCCACUUCGCAUCACACUUGGACUGCUUAUCACUGACGCUGGAAGAGGUCGUGCACAUCCGUAACGUCCUGACGAAGGCGGACUUGGAAGCCUUACCGCUGGACUUGACCAUCAAGGAGGAUAUGGCUAAAGGCAAGAUCUGUUUCCUGUGUAUGAAGGUGCGCUUCAGCUUCUUCGGCUACUGGGCUGUUGAGUGCCGUCUUUGUAAACGCAACGUCUGCAAGAAAUGUGUGUCCAAGAUGCGAAUACCAGCUGAACAUUUUGGCAACAUCCCCGUGCUGAUGUUGUCCCCUCAAGCCUUCUCCCCUCGUGAAGAAGAAGAGGAAUCACAAACACAAUUUUUCCCCAGGCAGCUCUUCAGUAGACUCCAAGAGUUGCCGAAGACGUCGCAGGAUCGGCGCGUUAGUUCCUCCUGUAGCGUGGGGUCGGCGCCCUCCUCCCCCUCCCCCUCCCCUCGCUCCGGUGCCCCACACUCCCACAAGUAA
Molecule: messenger RNA, 2007 nt
Organism: Hyalella azteca
Lineage: Eukaryota; Metazoa; Arthropoda; Malacostraca; Amphipoda; Hyalellidae
Gene: spir
Product: protein spire-like
Exons: 14
Coding region: 73-2007 (644 amino acids)
Biological process (GO): actin filament polymerization; actin filament network formation; intracellular transport
Cellular component (GO): cytoplasmic vesicle membrane; cell cortex
Molecular function (GO): actin binding
Source: RefSeq, a predicted model, not a curated record